AGCCGGUCUUCUGUGUCGUGCUCUUAAGUAUUGUAUUUAUUCUUACAGUGCAACAACUCAUUGACACAGCCGGAGUGUUGAAUAGAGUAGCAUUUUGACCAUUACCUUGGGCCUUCACUAGUAAGUGAAUUGUGUACGAGAGAGAUAGCAAGUAACGCCUUGUUCGAUCAGCGAUGGCCUCGCCGGGCUCCAUGUCACUGGACGGCUUGAGCAGCUGUAGUUCGUCUGACAGUGAAUUUCAUGGCGAAAACGCAGAGGAUUUGUCAUUUUCCGAACUGGACGCGAUACCAGAGUUUCUCAUGCCAUGUGCACACCAACUGAAAAGUCUUCAGCUUGAUCACAAUUCUAUCACUGUGCUUCCUCGAUCAAUCGCAAUGUUCAAAAAUUUGAUCACACUGGACUUGAGCAACAAUCAAAUGUCACAUCUCAGCUCGGAGCUGUGUAGUUUGUCUUUUCUUAGGACAUUGUCGGCCAAAAAUAACCUGCUAGAUACAGAAUCUAUUCCGAAAGAUUUCGGUUCAUUGCAGGCCCUCGAAAUCCUGAAUUUCAGUGGCAACGGAUUCAUUGAUGUGCCUAUACAAAUCACAGAACUCUCAAGACUGCGGAGUUUGUACAUGGGACAAAACUGUUUGAAAUCUUUACCCAGUGAGGUGAAACAUUUGACAAGACUGCAGAACCUGUACUUGGGAGGUAACCAGUUGUCUGGGAUUCCAGCUGAGGUGGGUCAGCUACAGAACCUGGCCUGCCUAGUGCUGUGUGACAAUCAGCUGCAGAGUCUGCCCCCUACCCUGGUCAGUCUGCGCCGCCUCCAGUCACUCAGUCUCCACAACAACUGCCUGUCAACACUCCCUCCAGAGAUUGUCUCCUUGAACUUGGUGGAACUGAGUCUGAGAAACAACCCACUGAUUAUGAAGUUUGUCCAGGAGAUGGUGCACAACCCGCCCUCCUUGCUGGAACUCUCUGGCCGCACCAUCAAAUCUGAAAAGGUUAAGUACUCCCACCACGACCUGCCAGGCAACCUCCUCCACUAUCUGGAGAGUGCCCAUAGAUGUGUCAACCCAAAAUGUAAAGGGGUGUAUUUCUCAGCCCGAGUGGAGCAUGUGAAGUUUGUGGACUUCUGUGGAAAAUACCGGAUCCCAUUGAUGCAGUACCUAUGUUCCCCGCAGUGUACAGCAGCUCACCCGUCAGUACAGGCCAGUGAGUCAGACACAGAUGAUGAUGACUCCGCCUCUCAGAAGAUCCGCAAGGUUCUCCUGGGGUAAACAUUUAAAAUCCACAUACGUCUCCCAGGAUAAACACUACUGAUCCACAAACUUCUGUUGGAGAAGACAAAAAGCUUUCCUGGGUUAGCCACUAGGUUCGCCUAACGUGUACAGAACUGCAAGUUUUCCUUGGAUACCAUAGGCACAGAAGAUCCAAAAAAUUCUCCUUAGCCCAGAAGAUCCAUAGUUCUCUUUCGAUGUGCCCAAAAGAUCCACAGUUCACCUUGGAUGUGCACAAAAGAUCCACAGUUCUCCUUGGAUAUGCACAGAAGAUCCACAAAGUUCUCAUUAUGCAGCAGAUUGGUUUGAGACAUGCUCAAUGAGGAGCAUGGUUCCCCUGCAAUGGUCAAAUAGUCUUUCAGUGCAUCAUAGAUGUACAUGUAAAUGGUUACAGGUAUUUCAGUAUGACAACUGUGUUAACUGUUAAACUUAGUCUAUCAUGCUAAACCUGUAUAUUUCAAUGUGUAUGGAACAUUAAAAUCUCCACAUGUAGAGACGUUAAACCCCAAGCACUCACUCACUCACUCCACAUGUAGAAGCCCUACAGAGGCACUUUUGGAUACAUGUACACUUGGGUAAUCUGGGGUAAUUUCUACAAGGUAAUCAUAUGCAUUGAGAUAAAUGGGGUGCCAAUUUACCGUCACCAUCAGGUUUUAACUUUAUGCUGCCAACAUGCAUUUACGUGUUUAUUCAUCUGUCAAUUGGAAUUAAGCUUAACCAAUGAUUUGUGCCUUUAAAAUGUUUUAAUGUUUUUCUAUUUACAGCAAUACCCAAAUGUUUGAAGUGGUGCUAAAAUUCCAAUCUACAUUUAUAUGCAUAAUGACCUGUUUAGUUAUGGUAGUCAUAACCUCUUCUUGCACUAAAGUAUUGUAUAAAAUCAUAUUUGAGCUUUAUGUCAGAGAGGGUGGGGUUGUUUAUUGAGAACUCCCUUUGAAAUUGUCAACACUUCUUUUAUGUCAUUUAAAGUAACAGAAAGCUAAAAUAUGAAGUAAGGUUCAUACGGUUUUGUUCUGGUGUUGACCAUAAGGAAGGAAUUCUUGCGAACAUUAUUCAGUAAUCUUUUAGUCAUGGGUAGAAAGAGUUAUUCCAACACUCAGGGUCGUGAUUUGAGCUGGAAAAUCUUCCUGGGACGUCAGAGUUCCUAAACUAUGAUGGUAAUGUCCAUAAAGCCCACAUUAGAAUUCAAACGUUUGAACGACGUUAUCUUUCUUCACAAAAAUCUAAACAAAACAAAUGAUAGUAUAUUUAUGCAUCGUUUUAACUAGUCUAUUAAAUGAUGCCUGCUUUAAUUUUUAGGCCUUUUCCUGUAAAAGCGUUAGAUAAUAAUAAUAUUAUUAUUUUUGUUUUUGAGAGAUCACCCAGUGCAAAACAAAUCUUCCUUAAGUCCCUUACAUGUACAAUGGCCGUACAUGUAGGUUGACAUUCACUCAUAUCACGCGAGACCAUGGAUAGCUGAACAUUUGCCAUUUUACUUGUGCCCAAAGGCGUGGAAAUGUUGUCUAAAUAAUUUUGAUGUUAAUAAAUAACUGCUGCAUGGCGACAUAAGUCCAAAGCCAUGCUUUGUUGCAAAUGCUAAACAAAUUAUUCAUAAUCUGUACAGCAACAUAAUAUCCCUAUAUUAUGAAGCAUAAUUCUCAAAGAUAAUCUAUUGGUGUUAUCUAUAAUCUUCAGUGAACAUAUUUUCAGACUCCCCAGUUUGUAUGUGCACACAAUUAUUUGAUGAUGUACUGUUUCUCUAAAGCUGGAAGGAAAGUACUCUUGCAAACACUUUUGUAAAUGGUUUUCAAUGGAUUCUUUCUGCCAUUAACAUCAUGUUCACAGAGUAUUCUCACAAGACAAUUUAUGCCCAUCACCAUGUUGCGUUGACAUAAAAACCUAAAUUUUGUCAGACAAAUAGGUUACAUCAAGCAAAGUACUGUUUUUCAGCCAUCCAGAUUUCCAGCAAUAAGCCAAAAAAGCCAUGUGAAUACCAUAUUUGACAGUUCUGAGAGUUUGGCAGUUUGGGCGUGUUAGUGUUGUCAGUGUGAUUCUUUUAACAGACGGUAGCUAUACCUGUAUUACUGAAUGACUAAUCGGAUAAAGUUCUGUACUUUCAUUCUGAACUGUAAUGUUGUUGCACUGUAUACCAUGAGCACACCGUUCACCAAUUAGUUUUAGUUGUCAGUGGUAUACGAGCCUAUCAGUAGAUGUCAUCAGAAAUUUGCUCUUAGAUAUUUAAACUUGUGGCAUUUGUUGGAUUCUUAGCUUUGCUUGGAACCGUUGUAACCUUUCUGUUUUCUUCUGCUUGUCUGUGAGUGUGCAUAAAACCUCUCUCAUGGAAUUAUCAGAACAUAAUUGAUAAUUGAUCUUCAUUAGAUUAAUAAAUGAUUUACAUAUAUAUUUAUGAAUUGUUUUCAUACGUCCAGAAACAUCCAGUGUGAUUGUGCUAUUAAUCUGAUCAGGGACAUUAGUUCGUGUAUAAUGGAUUUAUUUUGAUCAGAACGAAUAUAUAUACAAAGAUGAGGACCUUGUGCAGUUCAAGCUGAGCUCUGUGUUAUCCUUAUCCUGAAAAUGUGGCACAAGUGAUCUGAUAUAUUUUCUUAAUAAAAUGAGGAUCUUCAUGUACAGUGUCUAUUUAUUGAGGAAUAUAAAUAUUUUCCGCAUGUACAGUUGUAUGCAGUGCAUGAAAUCUGCUCUGUGCCCAGCUGUAUUGGCUGAAAAGCAACUUUGAAAUAGAUAAAACCAAAGAAGUGUAACUGACCGUAAGAUUGUGGAAACCAAACACUAAUAUUUAUAAGAAACAUGUAGUACUACGUAUACUUUCUUGCAUGAAAUCCAGCAUCUGUUUUAUGUGGUUUUUCGGAUAGGAAACUGAAUUGAGUGGGGUUGUGCAAGAACAUUCUAGAGUUUGUGUCUCGAUUGUGAAACAUGUUUACUUCUUUGACGGGUAUGCGGCUUUGCAUCGUAGGUUUAAUCAGCAGUGUGAACCACAUGUUCCUUUGUCAUUUUUUAUCAUUCCAUUUCAAAGUGUUUAUGUUUUAGAGCAGUGGAUGAUGUAGAAUGUACUUAAUGUAUUUCCAUUUAUUAUACGUGCCAAUUCGGUCAGUAGGGUCAAUACUAGAACUAAUUAUUAAUGAUUUUACUGUUAGCGGAAUAUUAUCAAAGUGAAUAAUUAAUGAAGCCAUUCAGUAUUGAUUUCGUUAUACAUGUAGUUGUCAUGUAUUGUUUACAUAAACUGUCAGCAAACGCCUAGCUACCUCUGUAUGGAGAUAUAGUUGCUGUAUAAAGAUGAAGUUAUUUUUGACUGAAAGGAAUGAAAAUCAAAUAAAUGUGAUUUAUUUUA
Molecule: messenger RNA, 4584 nt
Organism: Liolophura sinensis
Lineage: Eukaryota; Metazoa; Mollusca; Polyplacophora; Chitonida; Chitonidae
Product: leucine-rich repeat-containing protein 58-like
Exons: 3
Coding region: 174-1262 (362 amino acids)
Cellular component (GO): cytoplasm
Molecular function (GO): protein binding
Source: RefSeq, a predicted model, not a curated record